This is a messenger RNA of Myodes glareolus (Bank vole), 4537 nucleotides long. The record is from RefSeq and is a predicted model, not a curated record. Lineage: Eukaryota; Metazoa; Chordata; Mammalia; Rodentia; Cricetidae.
GGGUGGGCGCGUGACGGAAGUCCAGGCUGGGGACAAGAGGCGGCUCUGGGUGGGCGGAGGCCAGCGCCCCAGCCCCCCGCCCCCGCUCCGCGCUGUCCGUGACGUCAGAGCCGGACUGGGUAAACUGAGCAGGGCUCUGGGGCGCUGGGGCGGAGAAGGCGACCUGGAGCAGCAGGGACGCACGGACCGAGGCAGGGCAGUGUGGCGCAAGAACCCAACAGGCAUUCGCAGGCGACCGGGAGGGACGUUUAUCCGGACGCGUGAGCGGAGCCAGAUGCUCCCGGUCGUCCCGCUCCACCGCUGGUAGACGCGACUCCUUGUGCUUUGUGGGGCGCGGGACCUUGGCUGUCCCAGUCACUGACCGCACCCGCACCUGCAGCACAGCAGAACCAUGGCCCUGAGCGAGCUGGCUCUGCUACGAUGGCUGCGGGACAGCCGCCACUCGCGAAAACUGAUCCUGUUCAUCGUGUUCCUCGCGCUGCUGCUGGACAACAUGCUGCUCACCGUCGUGGUUCCCAUUAUUCCCAGUUACCUGUACAGCAUUAAGCAUGAGAAAAACACUACAGAAACCCAGACCACUAAGCCAGCACUCGCAGCCUCCACCUUGGGAAGCAUCCAGGGCAUAUUCUCCUACUAUGACAACUCUACCAUUUCAUUCACCGGGAAUUCCACUGGGAAUGCCACCGGGGGCUUCCCAGGGGAGCAGCUAUACAAGACCAUUGCCACACAGCACAUGGUGACCAACACAUCCACUGUCCCUUCUGACUGUCCAAGCGAAGACAAAGACCUCCUGAAUGAAAAUGUGCAAGUUGGGCUGCUGUUUGCCUCCAAAGCCACCGUCCAGCUCCUUACCAACCCAUUCAUAGGACUGCUGACCAACAGAAUUGGCUAUCCGAUUCCCAUGUUUGCUGGAUUCUGUAUUAUGUUUAUCUCAACAGUUAUGUUUGCCUUCUCCAGCAGCUAUGCCUUCCUGCUGAUCGCCAGGUCUCUGCAGGGAAUCGGCUCCUCUUGUUCAUCCGUGGCUGGAAUGGGCAUGCUGGCCAGCGUGUACACAGAUGAUGAAGAGAGGGGUAACGCCAUGGGGAUCGCUUUGGGGGGCCUGGCCAUGGGGGUCUUAGUGGGACCUCCCUUUGGGAGUAUACUCUAUGAGUUUGUGGGGAAGACAGCUCCCUUCCUGGUCCUGGCUGCCCUGGUGCUCUUGGAUGGAGCUGUCCAGCUCUUUGUGCUCCAGCCUUCCCGGGUGCAGCCAGAGAGUCAGAAGGGGACACCCCUAACUACCCUGCUGAAGGACCCGUAUAUCCUCAUCGCUGCAGGCUCCAUCUGCUUUGCAAACAUGGGGAUAGCCAUGCUGGAGCCUGCCCUGCCCAUCUGGAUGAUGGAGACCAUGUGUUCCCGAAAGUGGCAGCUGGGCAUUGCUUUCUUACCAGCAAGUAUCUCUUAUCUCCUUGGAACCAAUAUUUUUGGAAUACUUGCACACAAAAUGGGAAGGUGGCUUUGUGCUCUUCUGGGAAUGAUAAUUGUUGGAAUCAGCAUUUUAUGUAUUCCUUUUGCGAAAAAUAUCUAUGGACUCAUCGCUCCCAACUUUGGAGUUGGUUUUGCAAUUGGGAUGGUGGAUUCCUCCAUGAUGCCUAUCAUGGGCUACCUGGUGGACCUACGGCACGUGUCUGUUUAUGGAAGCGUAUAUGCCAUUGCGGAUGUGGCCUUUUGUAUGGGCUAUGCUAUCGGUCCUUCUGCUGGUGGUGCCAUUGCAAAGGCAAUUGGCUUUCCUUGGCUCAUGACAAUUAUCGGGAUAAUUGAUAUUGUUUUUGCUCCACUCUGCUUUUUUCUUCGAAGUCCACCUGCUAAGGAAGAAAAAAUGGCUAUCCUCAUGGACCACAACUGCCCCAUUAAAACAAAAAUGUACACUCAGAAUAAUGUCCAGUCAUAUCCCAUCGGUGAGGAUGAAGAAUCUGAAAGUGACUGAGACCCUCUAAGUUGCCAAGUCCUUAAGUGUGUAUCAGUGUUUCCAGUGAAAUGACUCGUGCAGAGCUGUCUUGAUCACAUCAUCCAUUCCUGGCAAAGAGUAAAACAACCAAAGGUGAUACUUUCUUUUCCAUGGCUAUGACCGACUGCCAACAGCCUUAUAAAGAAAAAGCAGCUUUUCUAGGGGUUUGUAUAAAUAGUGUUGAAAACUUUAUUUUAUGUAUUUGGUUUUAUUAAAUAUUAUACAAUAUAUUUUGACGAAAUAGGUAUAUUGUAAAUGUAUAAAUAUUUGAAUCCAAAUCAAAUAUAAUUUUUUAACUUACAUUCACGAACACUUGGACAAAAAAAAAUCUUGUAUUUUUUUCUGAAUACUGGUAAUGAGUGUUUAAAGCACACAUUAUCUGAGACUCUCCAACAAGAAACUAGAGGUCUGAGAAACAAUCAUGCAAGACAGCGUUGUUACGUAGCAACACUGAAUGCGUUGCUAUUUAACUUGUAAUUAGUAUCAAUGUUUUUGAGUUAAAAGCUAGUCAUUUCAAGCACAGAGGACAAGAAAUUGUGUCAGCCAUCUUUCAGACUUAUUCUUAAACCUUUGCUGGCAUUAGUAUUCUGUUAUAACCACCUGCCUGGAAAUGGAUAGUUGUAAAUUCUGUUUUCUGUGUCCUAUCAUUGGCAACAAUCAUUAAAGCCAACAAGGGGUGAAAGUAAAUGUCCUGAAAGUAGAGAAAAGAACUCAAAUGUUGCUUUCUUUGAAAGAUAUAGACUUGAUGGUCUUACUGGGUGAAAAUAAAGUAUGCAUUUCUACACUGGCAAGGUUAAGCAUGGUGUGAUUUACCAAACUUAGUUCCUGUUUUGGGAAAGGAAACAAAGGCUAUCGAGCUGCUAUGUGAACAAUCAGACUAUCACAUCUGUAUCUACUUGUAGGUCAUCCAAGUGUUUUUCUAGAGAUUUGUUAAUUUUGAGUUGCUUUUAUUUUUUAGACUCCUAAAAGUUGUUCCUAUCAAUGUAGAAAUGAAUUUCAAACAAGGAUGAAGGAAUGAAAUUGUCCAUGUCUAACAUUAUUAUGUUAAGAAGGAUAAUAGGGUGAUCAGGGCACUUUCCCUUUCUGGAGCAGGAAACCCAUCUACAAAUGUGUAUAUGUUACUGUGUCAUCUUGUGUGUGGAGUAGAAUAGUUUUUCUAAGCAUGCCAACACUGAUGUACCUUUUCCGUGUGCCAGCAUUAGUAAGCCUUAUCUGUAGUGCUUUGUAUGAGAUUACAGCCUCCCAGAAUAUAAACACAGUGUGGAAUAUGUCUCCAAUAGUACAUGUCAACUCUGCAGUUGUUAAAAAAAAAAAAAACCUGUCAGUUUUGUUAAUCUGAAUUGUGUUUGUGUGACCUUGGACAUUAAGAGAACUUUAGGACAACAACCCCUCAACCUUAUUGGCUAUUACACAUUCGUUAGGAUGUGGCUAAUACUUCUUUUGCUUUAUGGAUCUUUCUGUGGGACCUUGGUGAUUUGAAGUCAUGUGUUUGAGGGAAACAGGUUCCUAUUCAUUAAACUGCUGGAUAGUCACAAGGUCUGCAGCUCUGAAAGAUGGCUGGAGAGGAACUCUCACGUGACUAAAAUCAAAAGGUGGGACUUGCGCUUUAGAAGUAUUGUGGUUAGAGAGGGCUUGUAGUUCUCCUUGCCCACAGUACCAUAUGCAAUAAUUGAUGCUGGUGUUGUUUCUGCUUCUGAGGGGUCAUCAAAGAUGACUAGCAAAGGCAUGCCAGUUACUCAACUCCAGGGAAAAGAUAAAACAUUUAGAACUUUUUAGAGAGCAAAAGAGAACUUGUUUCCAAGGGGAAGGUAAAUACAUUUAUAUGACUAAUAUCCUGGGUACACAAGACUGAAAAUAGAGUGUUUAAAAAUACUGUGCAUGUUCCAGAAAAAGAACUUAUACCUCUGAACAUUUUUACAAAGUAGAGGUUGCUUUUGUUUGUACUUGGUAAUUCAGACUCACAAAUCUUAGUGAGGUAGCAAUGGAUACUUAACUUCUUUUGACUGCUAAGUGUAUCUCUCUGUCCUAGUUGCACUUUAGCUAGGCUACUUAAUAAAUCUUCUUGAACACUGUUCUGUGCCUGCCUGUAUUCUUUCAUAAACCAUUUCAUCAACAUUGUUGCUGGAAUAAAAUACAUACACAUUGUUCUGGCUGUAGAUAUUUAAUUAUUUGCAGGCAUCAGGCAAGAACCCCACCAGGCGAGGGUGAACCAUCCUCUUUGCCUUUUCAGUUUGUUUUAAAUGAAACAUAGGACUUGUUACAGCCUAGCAGUGUGGAAAAACAGUGAGCUGCCCAAAAAUUAUUCUAAUUGCUGUGAACAGAUAAAUUAUCUGAUGAAGAGAGCUGUAAUAUCAAGCCAUCUGACGGAACAGGCUCUGGAAGAUCUAGAAAUUAGGAUCAUUGUGAAUGGGGUAGACAUGGUAGGUUCCAGGAUUAGGGUGGCUCCAGGAUUAGGGUGGCAUGAUGUUUUACUCAGAUCUUAAGGAACAUAAAGGAAUCAAAAAGGAUGAAGGUAAUCCCCUUUUCCACCGUUCUUUGCUUUUUUUGGAGGGA